Cylindrotheca closterium is the source of this 1686-nucleotide messenger RNA. The record is from the annotation of a GenBank genome assembly. NCBI's taxonomy places the organism in Eukaryota, Bacillariophyta, Bacillariophyceae, Bacillariales, Bacillariaceae.
AUGCGAUUCAAGUUCAAAGUCAAUCUCUUCAAUGAGGAUAAGCCAAAGCCCCAAGCUGGUAACCAGAAUAAGGGAACAGGGAAACGAUCUGAUCUGAAACGAUUUCCAAAGGGUCUAGUCAACACCAAGAUCGGAUUGCAGAAGAACUUCAAGAAAAAUCCCUCCAAGAACCACGAGCCAGAGCAUGAAGAAAGAGAAACUCGUGACCCUGAUCAAAGAGGACGAUACGAAGAAAGAGAACCUUGUGAGGGCAUUCGAAGGGACGCAACGCCUCCAAUAAGAGCUUAUGGUGUCGUUGCUCCACGUGUUGGAUCCCGCCGAGACUUUCAAGCCAUCCGCAAGAACCCCAAACAGCCCAAACAAAUUGUUCAACAGAAACUUUCAAAGAAGGUCGAUGCAAGAUUGGAUGCACUGCGGGAGCAGCUGGGUGUUGAGUUUGAUCAUGAAUAUGGUGCGCAAAUGCACCGUGUGCAGUCCAUAGAGCCUCAACAAGCAGGACGGGAUAGUAUGAACUUUGACAGGACAAGAUCUGUUCCAGGAAAGAACAACACCAAGACUGCCAACAUGCAGACUGCAUGUCAAGUGCCCUUUGCAGGAAAGGCCGCACCGGCUCCACUGCCAACACAAAGGUUGUCAUCUUUCAAUGGCCAACGACAGCCUCUCGUUGGUGGAAACCAUGUAUCAUCAUUCGCUCCUUACUCAAGACCGCCCUCCAAGAUGCUUGCAAGGGCCCAAAUGGACCCCAUCGUUCACAAGAAGCCAACGCAACCCCCAAAAUCUCGCUUUCCACAACAAGUUAAGUCAAGAAGCAAAAAGUUAACCCGCGAAGCAGCACCUCGUGCGUCUCGCUAUGGUAUCCUCGGUGCACUGUUUAGUGGUAUGUGCACAGCUGAUUCAGCAUGUGCCAAUGCGCAGUCGGGCUGCAAUCAUGUGCGUUCUGGAUGCUCUGAUAUGCAAACAGGAUGUACUUCUGCCAAGAAGUGUGCCGAUGGAACCAUGUUUGAUGAAGAGACGCUAUGGACUAAGAGCGAGACGCUCUCCGAAACCCAAUACGACGGCGAAACAAUGUGUAGCCGAACGAAAAGCUACGUUGGGGAGCACGAAAGCGAUGUAUCCGACAGUGACUUCGAUGACGAAUCGUCAUGGGAUGAUGCAACUUCCUACCAGUCAGAGGAGGAUACUCAUUAUCAUAGCGGCCGAAGAACUAGAGCCUCCGGCAAAACACAAGAGCGAAAGCAAGCUGACCGACCCUCCAGCCGAAAUACAAGGCCGGAGAAGCGUGGAAACAAGUCACUUCGUGCUUGCGACGACGAAACCUACGGUUAUUCCGAUGGCGAAUCCUUCGACUCCGAAAACAAGACAGAGGUGGAUACCUAUUGCCACACCGAGUAUGAUACCGAUUCGCAAUGGACUGACGGCGAGACCUACUUCACGAAAGAAACAAGACGCACCAGACGGCGGCGCGACUCUGAUUCUGAUUUUACCGACUCUGACUUGGAUUCUCGAAGCUGUAGCAGCUACGAUAGUGAAGAUUCCUACGAUAAAAGAACCUACGGUGACUCAACGUGGAAGACGAACUGCAGGGAUGACGAGACCUUCUACACUCGCCAGCAGUCAAGGGGGUAUGACGAUGAUACCAUAUACACUGAGGUCAAGAAGAGGCCAAAACCAAUGAAGAGACGUUAA